Molecule: messenger RNA, 15202 nt
Organism: Pan troglodytes (chimpanzee)
Lineage: Eukaryota; Metazoa; Chordata; Mammalia; Primates; Hominidae
Exons: 2
Coding region: 12894-14072 (392 amino acids)
Source: RefSeq, a predicted model, not a curated record
GAGUCUGGCUCUGUCACCCAGGCUGGAGUGCAGUGGCACGAUCUCAGCUCACUGCAACCUCUGCCUCCCGGGUUCAAGUGAUUCUCCUGCCUCAGCCUCCUGAGUAGCUGGGAUCACAGGCGUGCGCCACCACACCCGGCUAAUUUUUGUGUUUUGUUUUAGUAGAGACAAGGUUUCACCAUAUUGAUCAGGCUGGUCUCAAACUUCUGACCUCGUGAUCCACCCGCCUCAGCCUCCGAAAGUGCUGGGAUUAUAGGCUUAAGCCACCGCGCCCAACCUCAUGGAAGGACUUUCUUUGUCAUUAGGUGUGAGGGGAUCAGGGCUGCUGGCUGAUUGAUUGACUGAUUGUAUCUCAGCUCCCACCCAUCUAAUUUGUCCAGUGUUGGAAAGUGGCAUUUGCUUCUUUGCCCAGGCUAACAAGAGUUGCUGCUGGAAAUACAGAUGUGCAGAUGCCAAGGCGAUGCUUUCAGGCACCCGGGCGGCCCUCUGUGCAGUGGGCAGUGUCUGUCUGCAGUGCUUUGCUCACUCCUCGCCUCUCGGUCCCCUGCAAUGGCAGCCCUCCUCCCACCUGCCAGGAUGCCCCUCCCCUCUCCUUCAAGGUGUUCACGCACUCUCUCUCUCUCCCAUUUUGUGGACAUAGUUACACCUUCUAAAGGAUUUUCACCCAGAAUUGUAUUUCUUUGACAUUCUUAUAAGCUGCCCCAGAAGACAACACAGGGCAAAUAAUAAUGCUCUAUCUGUUUUGACAGUUUGAGCUAUUAUUUGCCUUGAUUUAUGGGGAAUUAGACCUGAGGUAAUGGUUUUCUCAGAUGUUGCUAAGCACAGCAGAGGGUGACAAGAGCAUCCUAGGGUCUGUCUGGGUUCUCCAGCAGCUGGGAGAAGCAAAGUCGUGAAAAACCCUGCCCAGGGAGGCUGACAGGAGUGCCUCCGCCAUGGCAGACUCCCCAGCCCGGGGCUUUUGGGUAUAUCCUGUGCACUAGCGCUUGGCAGUCACUAGCUCACCCCAGUGUUCGACUGAGGGGAUGCUACUCUGAAGUCACCAGCUACAGAGGGCAAUGCACGGGACAAGCUUUGCAGCUUCAGUUUCCAGCAGGAUCUUCUGCAGCGAUGGAGAGGUUCUGCAUCUGCUCUGUGCAACAUGGUGGUCCUCAGGUUGGGACUGUGCUGUUGGGCACUCAAGAUGUGGCCUGUGCAGAUGCAGAACUGAAUGCUAAUUGUAUUUAUUUUCAAUUAACUUACAGUCACAUUUAAAUAGCCACAUGUGUCUGAUGGCUGCUUUAUUGGACAGUACAGCUUUGGAGAAUGGGAAGAAAAUAAUCUGAACUAUUUACAUUUAUUUUCAUCUAAGAAAUGGAGAAAUUAACUUUACCAAUAUAUGUUGUUCAGAGCAACACUGGGACCCUUGCUGCAUUUGUUUCUCAGUGGUCACUGCCAUGUGGAUGUGCAGGGGUCCUGGGGAAGGUCCCCAGCCAGAGAGGGGCAGUGGUGCCUUAGUGGCUUUUAUCGGGAUCUCAUAAAUAGCUGAGGUGUACUUGUUUUACUGGAUUUACAAACUAUCUGUUUUUAAAGAAAACUAAUCCUUGCUAAGGGAGGCAUUGACCUAAACAGAAACCUGCAUACAAUCAGCCUGACACUGUUUGUGAAGAUGCAAACUUAAGCAAACAAUGUUGGACGAUAAAGAUGGCCUUUCUACCCCUCCCACGAGCUGGUGUUGGCCACUCUACAGGUUUCAACAGUGACAAUCUCAUCACGUCUGACAAGAAGGCCGCACAGAUCACAAUGACCAAGACUAUUUGAGGUCUGGAUUUACAUGCCCAGUCGCCAAGGGUGACCCACACCGUAAUUAUAUGCUGUGUCUUGAAAUAUUAACUAAACCGUCUCAAAUCAAGAUAAACAAGACAGUCAAGUACUAGACACUUGGAGAUUGAGAUGAACUCUUAUCAUUUGUAAGAUCCUCACUACAGUACAUUAUAAAAAUUCAAGAAGCAUGUGAUAAAUUUCCAGAAGCCUCUUUUGAGUUUUCUGACUUAGUAGCAAUUUUAGUCAAACACUAUUGAGGAAACACUUCCAGCUGUGGUUCAAAUUGCUGAUACAAAGAAAAUAACACAGUGGCAAACCAAAAUGUAUUUCCUUGUCAUAAAAUACUGUCGGAACACAUGUGGGAAACGUCACUGAAGACAGAAGGAAAUAGGAUAGAACAGGCUACAUCGUGUGGGAGAUUUGCCACACGCUUGGAGCAAAGUAUAGAUGUUCCCUUUUUAACUUCUUAUUUUAAAAAUAAUUUCAGAUUUACAGGAAAAUUGCAGAAGGAGUACAGAGAGUUCCCACAUACCCUUCAGCCAGUCCCCCUGAUGUUAACACUUACAUAACCACAGUACAGCAAUUGAAACCAGGAAAUUAACACUGACACCACACUAUGAACAAAUUUUCAAGCUUUAUCUGAAUUUCAACAGGUUCCCACUCAAGUCCUUUUCCAGUCGGACCCCAUUCUGGAUCCCACAUGGUGUUUGGUUGUGGGUUUCCUCUGACUUCUCCAACUUGGACAGUUCUUCAGGUUCUCCUGGUCCUUCGUGGUGUUGGCACUUCUAAAGAGCACUGAGCAGGUGUUUUUAGGAUGUCUCUCCCUUUGAGCUUGUCUGAUUUCUUUCUCAGGGAUAGACUGAGGUGGUGCAGGAACACCUGGGGGACAUAUUGGGUUAUUCUCAGCUCCUCUCAUGGAGGUGGCGGGUACAUGAGGUUGAUAUGAUCUCCUGGUGAUGUUGAACUUGAUCUCUGAGGUAAGGGCCUGUCUGGCAGAUUUCUCCUAUAAAGUUAAUAUUUUUCCUUUUGUAAUUAAUAAGUAUCUUGUGGGGAAACACUUUGAUACUGCAAAUAUCUUGUUUCUAAUCAAGGCAUAUAUAUAUAUAUAUUUAUCUCCAAUGUGUCUUGACUCAUGAUAUUUGCUGUAUUCUGUUUAAAAAAUAAAAUUUUAAAAAGAUAUAUCUGUCCCUGUGUAUCCAAAGAAAGAUGUGCCAUAGAACAUAUGUUCUUACCAGUAUUUAUUACAAUAAAAAAUUUUUGAUGGAAAAACUAUUAGCCUUAUGGACUGAAGUUAACAAAACAAUGAAUCUGGGGUGAGGUCACAGUUGCUGCAAGACACGUGAAACUCACCCGUUGUGUGCUGCAUGAAGUUACAACAAGCAGAAGUCAGCCAGGUGCCACAGAUCACCAAUGUAUUGAUUUAAAGAUAAAAAACAGACAUUAAAAUAUAAAAGAAUAUUUAUAAUACUUUGUAAUGAGGUGGAAAUGACCAUGAAAAUAUUUUGUACCACACAAAAUUAUUCUGGAUAAAUAGUAGCAGGGUAGUUAGAAAGGUGUUGAACUUAAAGAUGAAUUACACAGUUUUCUUUUACAAAAAACCCAGUUGUUCAAAAUUUGUGACCUAUCAUUGGGAAAACAAAUGUUUUUUAAAAGUAUGUUUCUUGGCAAAUGCAAAAAAAAAAAAAACCAGAAUAAACACUGUUAAUUUGUUCCUUCAAAAUAUGUGAUUUAAAAAAAUAAUGAGUAAGAAAGUAACAUCUUUUGGAAUAAAAACUUGAGAGAACCACUUGAAAGCAGAUGGGCUAAAAUUUUUAUUGGUGCUAAAAGUAAUGGAUGUCACCUGUGAAAAUGUUCCUGUCUGCAUACUUGAAAAAAUAGCGAUAUCAUUUUCUAUCUUAUCUAACAAUCCUCCCAACAAUGGUGAGUUUAAGUCCAUUUGUUAAAAAACACAAGCAUGCAUUGCUUAAUGAUGGAAAUACAUUCUGGGAAAUGUGUCCUUAGGUGAUUUUGUCACUGUGCAAAUGACAGAGCACACUUACACAAACCUAGUGAUACAGCUUACUGCACACCUAGUAUGCCUAUGGCUCCUAGGCCACGAACCUGAACAGGUGUGCAGUAGGCUAUGUAUCACUGCACUAUGUAUGUACCAUACAUAGUAUGGAUGGUACAGCCUGUGGCUCCGAGGCUACAAACCUGUUUAGCAUGUGACUGUAUUGAAUGCUGUAGACAACUGUAACACAAUGGUAAGUGUGUAUCUAGGCACACCUAAACAUAGAAAAAGGAACAGGAAAAAUACAGUAUAAUAAUCUUAUGGGACCACUGUGGUAUAUGUGGUCUGUUGUUGACCAGAACAUCAUUAGGUGGUACAUGACCGUAUUAAAAUGUAAACCUUCUGAUUAGUUUGCCAGAACAGCUAAUUGAUAUCAGGGAAGAUAUUACCAGCUGAGUUUCAACAAAAAAUGUUUACAUAAUUGGAAGAUGAAAUUGAAACAUGAGUAACACGAUUCAAUAAGUCAAUUAUUCAUUACUAUCUGGAUCUGUGCUUCUUUGAGAAGUACUUUAGAUCAGUUUGACAGCCAUUAAAAUCAAGUACUGAAAUUAACUGAACUGAGAGUCAGACCUUCAGAUGCUGUAUCAGAAAAUGUUAAAGUAAGAUUCUCAAAAAUAGUGAGGUGUGUUCAAUCGCACUGCUCUCCACUAAAAAUAUCAUGAAGAACAGUAAUAUUUUAGUGAACAUAAAAGGUUUUAAUAUGACAAAUAAUAUAAAAUUAUUUUAGAGUACUAUUAGUUUAAUCUUUAAAUCAUACUUUAGACAUCUUAUUGUUUUAUAAUAUACAUAAUAUGCCAGCAUGGUGGUGCGUAUAGUUUAUAGAUACCUAUGUAUGCAUUGGGUGGGUUCGCUCAAACAUUUCACAGAUAGGGGUGUAGGAUUAAAAACAUGUUAUAAAUGACUGCACUGAAGGUGGUAAACCAAAUACUAUCUGACUGUACUGCAGAGUGAAUUUUUACAUGCAUGAUCUCAUUUAAUUCUCACAACAAUGAGAUGCAGGUAUUAUUUUUCAGGCAAUAGUUGUGCCUAGUUUUUAGUUCAGAAAACCCGAAAUCUAGAGAAGUUAAAAAAUGUAUUUGUGUUUUCAAAGCAGUGAGGGAUUCGCCGGGACUGGAAACCAAAGCUUUUGGCUCUUUUCAUGUCAUGGUUGUGACUAAGAAUGGAGACCGUCCUCAGGGCUUCACGGUGUGUUCUAAAAUGGACUUUCCACUCGACAUGCAGCCUGAAAUCGUAAAAUCAGCAGUGACCCUUAAAGGAAUACUUGCCAAUGCGUCUUCACAUGCUGGGUGUCCAACAGAUAGAAGUUGGACCUGUAAAUUUACAUCGACAAAUAGCACACAAUCCUCCUCUGAGCCAUUCCCUACAGUAGCAAGGCCGCUCUUCCUAGCAUGUGAAGUAGUUUAUUCCUCAUGCAGGAGAGCAUUAUGAAUCCUAAUUACUGCUUCACAUUUGUAAAGCACCUUCAUAUGGCUGGCUCAUCUCAUCACAGGUACUCUUAGAUGGAACGUCGCUUACCCUCAUUUUACAGAAAAGGAGACCCAGGCACAGAGAAGCUGACUGCUGCUGAGCUGGGCCAAGCCUAGAGCUCGCUGCUCCCAUCUCAAAUCUGCCCACUGGAUGGUGUAUCUCCUGACCCAAGGUGCGGCAGACACCCAGUUACUUCUGCACAGCCACUUCAGAGAAUCUCCUUCUGGGUGUAGUAGAUUUGCCUCUGGGAGCCAUUUCUUAGAAUGCAGUUACACUUUGGAAGAGAUGGUGGCUAUUAUCUAUUUAUGCCAAAGUAUUAUUUAACCUAUUAGGUUGCUUUCUAAACCAUCAAAUGAAUAGAAUUUUGUGCCAAAGAAAAUGAGACAGGAGCCAUGCCUAUGAUCUUGUGGGCAGAGAGGGAAAGUGGGUCAGGGCUCAGGGGCCUUGCAGGCAUUUGGAGGGUGCAGCAGGGUUUAAAGUUCAAAAGUCACUCUUGGUAUUUAUACCAACCUAAUGAAGGAGGAGAAGAGGUGAUUCUUAGCCCCCAUUUCACAGAUAAAUUAACUGAGGCUCAGAAGGGAACCUAAUGUAACUUUCUUAAGGUCACACAACUCUUAAGAGGUCCCUACAAAACAUUGAGUCUACUUUUUUUUCCUUUUUAUCUUUUGGAAACAGGGUCUUGCUCUGUCACCCAGGCUGGAGUGCAGUGGUGUGAUCAACAAGUCAUUGGAGCCUUGACGUCCUGGGCUCAGGGCAUCUUCCUGCUUCAGCCUCCUGGGUACCUGGGAUCACAGGUGCCUGUCAACACACCCAGUUAAUUUUUGUAUUUUUUUUUUUUUUGUAGAGACAGGGUCUCAGUAUGUUGCCCAGGUUGGUCUCAAACUCCUAGUCUCAAGUGAUCCCCCAGCCUCAGCCUCCCAAAGUGCUGGGAUUAUAGGCAUGAGCUACUGGGUCCAGCCAUCAGUCUACUUUUUCAUUUCUGUUGCUAAUACUUCACUUGGGUGGCUCUUACUAGGGGUAGUUCUGCCUCCUUGGAGCUGUUUGGUGUCUGUGGGGACACUUUGGCCAUCUUGAUGAUUGGCAGUGCUGCUGGUAUCUAGGUAGGGUAUCUGGUGGGCAGGGCUAGGAGUGAUGGAGGUUUUAGAAAGUGCCAGGCAUCCCCACACAGGAAGAAUUGCUUUGCACCUGCCCCGCUUCCUAAAGGCCAGCUGGACAUUCAUGCGGAAUGGCUUGACCUUGUGCUUGUGAGUUUUUGAGACUAGAAUGUAAAGCUGCACCCAGGUUCAGCGACAGACAAAACAGCAGGGCGCUCAGAGCCCCCCUGUCCAAGGUGCACAACCGGGGUUCAGACCCUCCCUAUGAAGUGGUGCCAGGGUCCAAACUUCCCCUGGGAAGUGGCUGGAGGUCCCUUUCCAAACUCUCAGUGGUGCCUUGGGACUGCCUCUGCUUUGGAAGUAUUUGUUCUUUAUCUCUCUGCUCAUAUGCAAAAGAACUUAUUAAAAAGCUGUCAUAGAGUCUUGGGAAGUUUUUGUGAUUGGAUGCACCUGAGCUCAUAUCUUGGUUCUCCUACUUUCUUGGGCAAGUCACUAAACUACUCUAGAUCUUGGUUUCUUUAUUUGUAAAAUAGAGUAAAAUGCCUUUUUCAUUUGGCCAUCCAGAAAGUUAAAUGAGAUCACAUGUGUAUUUAAAGCACAUAGGCCUAUUCCCAUUUGAUUCUUUCAUUUCUUCUUCUCCCUUCUUUCUGAUGAAGGAGGACUUUAGUUUGCUUCUGUAACUUAACCCAUACUUAAACAGGAAGAGUAUAUUUAGCACUGAGAAUAUAUUUUUUUUCUGCAGCUGUCCUAGAUUAAAAUAAACAAAAAUAAAUAAAUGAAUGCCUACCAUUCUGAGCAGCUCAGGUGUAUGUUUGAGACUGCUUUGAAACUCUAAUACAAGCACAGGCAUACCUGUCCUGGUGCUUUUGCACACAAGCCUCACACUGUCCAGGAGGACAGAGUGUGUUUGGCUCCCAAGUGCAUGUGGAGCCCCCUCCAGAUCUGGGGAGGCUGCCCCAUAUGGUGCUGGACAGUGGCUGCACCAGGACCUGGAGGGGAACCUGAGACCUAGGCCCAGGCAGGUGGGGGCUGUGAACAUGUGGCUGUGAGAGGCCAUUGUCCACACACAGACAGCCCAAGUUGUUCAACUCCAUUUGCCAACCCAUGCCCUGCCCCUGGCUUGACUGGUCCGCCUCCUCUUCUGCUACUAAAGUCUCUCCUGAAGCUGAGAAUCAGCCAAUGAGGAUGACAGUGCCAGGGAGAGAGGAUCCUGUGUUGGUCAAGGAUGUGCGAGUAGCUGUUACCUCCAUUGGCAGUUUUGUCACUAAAAGACCUCAUUCACUUGAGCAUUUGAGGAUGAUCAAAUAGAAUCACUAAUUUUGGUUAUUUCCAGUUUGGUCUGCAUUAGACCAUGACCAAGGAAAGCUGUGCCAAUGACAAGCCAUAUGCUUAAGUUUUCACCACAUAAAAAGUUACUUUUAGGCAGAAGUCAUGAUACACUUUCCAAGAAAUGGUUGUGGAAUAUUGUCCAAGCUGCGGGGGAUUCGUUAAGUGGACAUUGGAGAGCAGUGGUGCCUGGUGGCUUGGCACAGGUUCAGAUGGAGAGACAAAAAAAAAAAAAAAAAAAAAAUGCCAUAAAAUAAGCGAAGCAUUGGUAGAGCCCAGAAAAAGUACCUGAUUUUCCAGUUGGAAGUAACCCAAAAACGUGGUCAAGAAUUUAUAUUGAUUUUUCAAGACCUUUCUAGGGAAAGAACUUGAGGAUCCUGGUAAGCUUUUCCAAAAUGACUCAGAGUAUCCAUUUCUGUUUCUUCUCAAACCUUGCUAUAAUCACUGCAGGUCUGAAGAAACUCCACAAAACCUAAGCAGCCUCAAUAAGAAGAAAUCUAGACACACCAUGGUCAAACUGCAAAAACCAAAUCUUAUGAUACAGUGGGCAGUGGGCUAUGUGUGCCAGAGAGGGCUUGAUCUCAGGGGGUCCCUGGGGGUCUCCUGGUUUGUGUGGUAUGUUGUUCUCAGAAUAUGACUGCCAGUAAAGUGCUGUAUUGUCCAAGAUGUAAUCAUUCCUUGUUUAUUCGUUCCUGCCACCCUACACAGAAGGCAUCAGAGUCCUAGAACGGCAGCUUGUUUUAAGUAGAAUUUCAUGCAAUUGAGAGAAUUUAAUAAGGUGGGUAGAAUCUCAUGUAUUAUAUGUGUAAUUAAUAGGCAAAAAUUAACAACCAUUUAUGCCAACUACAAACAGAAGAUCUGAUGGAAUAAAGGACAACUUUUAUAAUAACAACAACUACUCGGAAUACUGCAGGAUAUUACUACUACUUCAAAGUACUUCAAGAUAAAGAAGAGGAUAAAACAAGUGGAAAACCAUAGUAUGUUCACGGGUAGGAAUCUACCUCAUCAUAGAGAAAUCACUUCUCUGUAGUUUAUUUAUAAGUUAAGCUUGAUCCCAUUUAAAAUAUGAGAAGUGUUGAGGAUUUUUUAAAAUGAGAAAAACCAAUUAUAAACUUUAUAAGACACAUACAUAUGAGAUUUACAUGAACUGUCUCUGGAAAGAUGCAGGAGAAAUGGAGUCCAUUGGCUGCUCCCUGGGAAGGAAAUAGGAUGACUGGGGGAAUGACUGGGAGAUUUAUUUCAUUGGCUCUCAUUUUGAUUUAUUUUUAUUUUGAACUAUGUGAAUAUAUAAUUUUUGAAAAUAGAAAAUUAUUUAAAAUAGUAGUAUAGAUAUUAAGCAAUCAAGAAAACCCAGGAAAAUACUGAAAAAUAAAACAAUAAAGUUUCCCAUGUAUUAAAACAUAUUAUAAUGUGGCAUUAGUUCAUGAAUAGAGGGAUGGAACUACCUAGGAAGUCCAGAAAAUAGAUGCCAUAUUAUUACGUAAUAAAGUGGCAUUUGAAAUCAGUGGGAGAAGUGUAUUAUCAUCUGAAAGAGAAAGCUGGAUUCCAACCACUCACAUUUACAAAGUAAAUUUCGUAUGGAUGGAAAAUUUACACAUGAAAAAAAUGAAACCUUAAAAGUAACAGAAAAAACUGGGAGAAUUAUUAAAUAAUCUCUGAUUCAGAAAGGACCUUUUUAAUUCUGACACAAAAUCUUUAAGCCAGAAAAGAAAAGAUUGAGAAAUUUGAUCAACUCCCCACCCCUCAAACUAAGAUAUUCCUGAAUGGCAAACAUCACCAGAAACAAAAUUAAAUGAUAAUAAAUUAGGAAAAAUUCAUGUACUUCACAUCAAAGGAAAACGGCCAAAACAGUUAAUUGUGUUGUGUGUUUUAAAUAUUGAUUCCUAAAAAUCAAUAUUUAAAAAGGACAGUAACUUAAUUUAAAAAGUACCUGAAAACUGUACACACAUACAUAACCAGUUCCUUGGUGCUCAAACUCCUUACAAUAAGAACGCAAACUAAAACACUGAAAUACAAUUUUGUUUGCUUAUCAGAUUGGCAAGGAAUAGUACAAAUAAAGUUUGUUCCCACACUGUAUUUGUAAAGAUGGUUGGGGCGGGGGGGGGGUGGGGGGAAAUGCGCAGUUUAUCUUUGCUGCUGGAACUGUAAACAGGUAAAAUUUCCAUGGAAGGUUCUUUGACGACAGCUAACAAAAUUUAAUACGCAUGACGUCUUCAACCCAGCAAUUCUAGGUGUUUAGCCUAUGGAUCUACCCCAAGGGUGCAGAACGACUCCUGCACAAGUGCACUGAGCACAGUGGUAUUUGUCAAAGCAAGAUAACGGAAAUAAUUUAAUGUCUGUUAGUGGGGAUGGUUCAACAAAUAUUUGUACUGCCAUACAAUAAAAUGCUAUGAAGCCAUUUCAAAGAGUGAGGAUGCGCUAUAUGUGCUGAAAUGAAACAAUUUCCAAUAUAGAAAGUUAAAAAAACUAAUGUGAAGAAGUAAAAAGAAAAAAAAGAACAACAAACAAAAACAAUGUGAGGUAUGUUUAGGAUACUGUCACUCAUAUAAUAUAUUGUAUAUGUGUAUACACAUAUGUAUGUGUAUAUAUGACAUAUAUUUAUGCAGAUAAUGCAUUAUAUAAUACUUGCAUUGCCAAGAAACUGGUAAGCGUGCUCAUCUCUGAAUGGUAGAAGUAAGUGCUGGAGGAAUAGGGGGGCAUGCCAGUGCAUGUUAUAUAUUCAAGAAAUGAAAAAAAUAAAUAAAAUAGUAAAAUAAAACAAUUAAAACCUUUAAAUUUAUCCUUUCUACAGCUUUUACUAAGCAUCUUCAUUGCUGGCCCUGUGUUAGAUGACAGCAUAAACCAGCAAGACAGACCAGGCUGAAGCAAAAUUAAGACUGAGAGACGAAACCAAGGUUGAGCCCAGGUUAGGAAAGUUUAACCUCCCAGCUGGGUGCUCCAGCCCCAAUAGCGUCGCGAUGCUGGGGACGAGGUCUAGGAGAAGGGAAAUGGGGGGCACUUAGAGCCCCAAAUCCAUGAACCACGCUGGUCUGUUUUAGGAAAGCAACAUCUUGAGGCUUCAUGGUGUUCUGUGCUCCCUGCUGGGAAGCGCUGGGCUGGCUGGAGGUUUUCAUCUCGGGACUGGGGGUGCAUCCCCACACUGCCUGGCUGAAUAUGUUGGUGCUUUCCCAAUGUCCUUGACGUCUGGUGUUUGUCUGGUGCAAUACGUCAGUGGGGAGACGGUCGUGCUAACAGCGUAUUCGGCUCAGCAAAAGCUUUCAUUGCAUGCAUCCAUGGCCUCUUUGCAAAGAUGGGAACAGCACAUCUCAAUAACACACAAUUUCAUCGGGCUCUGAUGAUUCAGAAGGCGCCCCGGUGCCUCAGGCUCAUCAUUAGAAGCCAAUGAUGGCUCUGUAGAUGUGGUAGUAAAGUCCAGGUAGCCGAAAGAUUGAGUAAGGAAGCAUUUGCUGGGAAAUGGGGGUCUCUUGCCGCAGUGCUUCCCAGACACCUCAGGAAGUGACCUUCUGCCUGGGGCCUCUCUCCGCUGACAAUAAUGUCGCACACUUCCUUGUCUCAAAGUUGAACACUGCCAAAAUGAUCCACAUCCAAGGUAAGCUGGCUUCAGCUUGUUAAUUUAGUCCUGCUCUCAAAGAAAAGGAAGAGGUCCUCACCCUGGCUGACACCUCUGGCCGCAGUGGCCCUGGUCCCCAGGGUGACAAGGGCCACACUCCUUAAAGAGCCUGAAAUUCCCAGGAAGCUCUCCUUUUAAAUCCAGUUAGGGAAUAUUAUUUAUAACACAUGCCUCACAGAUAUUAAUUCAUUAAGAGAAAUAACGGAUGCGGAAGUGCUGAGGACUGAGAGUAACCUACUAACACGGCCCCAUCCUCAAGGGGCUUUCCCCAUUUAGCCGGGGCUGGAGAACUGUGUAGGAUGUUUACUUAGUGCUUUGAAAAAACUCACUGCAUCCCCUCAACAAUCCUUUCAUGUGGCUGUUAUAAUUUUCUCCAUGGUUGCAGAUGAAAAAACAAAUCAUUCGGGAAGGUUGAGCCAUUAUCCAUGGCCACAGAGCUCCAAAGCGGUGGAACUCGGAAUUGAAGCCCAGGUGGGUUGAAGCCAGGGCCGCAAACGUGCUCCCUGCCGCCCCACUGCCUGGCCGACACACUCGCGGGUGCCGGGGCCACUGCACGCAUGACAGUGCCAGGAGCGUGCACUUACUCCCCGAGCCCUUCCCUCCACGGCCAGGCCCGCAGUGUGAGUGCCGGGGCCUUCGGCGAAGCACAGGGAAGCCCAGCGCCCUCGCCCUGGUCCUUUGACACAGGACGAGACCUCCUCUGGGCAGAGGCCCCUGGAUUCUGGGGCUUUCUGCCAGGCAGGGGCUGGGGCAGGCCCCGCACGCCAGCACCUGCCCCCGCACACAGGCAUCUGCGACCCCGGGACUUAGCCCCGCUGGCCCGCGGCAGUCUCCAUUCCUAAGCACCCAGAGCUGCCUCUGCGCUCUCCUGUGCCCGCGUCUCCUCUGUUCUGUUUCGUUCCACUCUGCUUCGUGCUUGUCUCAGUUACAUUUCCGUAAGGGUUCGGGUCCUCAGCUUACUAAGGGGCCUCUGAGAGGCCAGCUGGCCACCGGGACUGUCUUUCCUGCGGUGGAACUUUCCAGAUUAUCUUCCUUUCCCCCAUCUCGCCGUCUGCCUCCUGCCGUCUUCUCGGUGUUUAGCUCAGGCAGGGUCCCUCCUGCAGAAACCGCCCCUGCCCGCAGCGCGCGCGCUUGCUGCCUCCUGCCCGGCUAAGGGCGGGCGGUUUCAGACAGAUCCACUGGAGGGCAGAUGUCCAGAGCCGGGAGCCAAAGGGGGCUGUGGCAGAAGGGGAGGCGGCCUUCGGGCUCCGGCGAGAGAGGCUGACUCCCCCAGGAGGACCGGGCUGCCCGGGGGAGGCGAAUGCAGGGGCCCUGAGGCACUGACAGGAAGAGCCCCUGACUGCGGGGGGAGCUGAGGAGCGGGAGGGAGCUCCAGGGGCAGGGGGCAGAGACUCGCCUCACAGCGCGCCCCUCACGACGUCCCCGUCACGACGCCCUCCACACGACGCGCCUCCUCACAACGCGCUCCCCUCACGACGCCCCCGUUACCACGCGCCCUCCUCACGACCUCCCCCUCACGACGCCUUCCUCACGACGUGCCCUCCUCAUGACAUCCCCGUCACGACGACCCCGUCACGAUGCACCUCCUUCAGGAAGUCCCCCUCACAACGUACCCCCCUCAAGACGCGCCCCCCUCACGAUGCGCCCCUCACAAUGCGCCCCCCUCACGACCUCCCCCUCACGACGCCUUCCUCACGACGUGCCCUCUUUACAACGUCCCCCUCACGAUGCGCCCCCCUCACGACACGUGCCCUCACGAAGCCCCCGCGCACCCCUCCCACCGUCCCCCUCACUACGCACCCCCCCUUACGACGUCCCCCUCACAACGUGCCCUCCUCGCGACAUCCCCCUCACGACGCCCCCGUCACGACGCGCCCCCUUCGUUACGUCCCCCUCACGACCUCACCCUCACGACGUGCCCUCCUCACGACAUCCCCCUCACGACGCCCCCGUCACGAUGCAUCUCCUUCAGGAAGUCCCCCUCACGACGCUCCCCCCUCACAAAGUCCCCCUCAUGACGCCUUCCUCACUACGUGCCCUCCUCACGUCGCGCCCCCCUCACGACACAUCCCCCUCAAGACGCGCCCCCCUCACGACGCGUCCCCCUCACGAUGCGCCCCUCACAAUGCGCCCCCCUCAUGGCGCCCCGCUCACAAGGCGCCCCCCUCACGACGUCCCUCUCAUGACCCCCCCUCACCACGCCUCCACUGACAACGUGCUUCUCACGACGCCCCCCUCACGACGCCCCCCUCACGACGUCCCCGUCACCACGCUCCCCCCUCACGAUGUCCCCCUCAGGACACCCCUCUCACGACGUCCCCCUCACACUACCGCCCCUCUUGGCAGCUUGACCUUCAACCCUCCAGGGUUUCUUUUUGACCUUUGCUUUCCUUCCAAACUUUCCUGCCUCUGGAAUAGAAGCGUCACAGAACAGAAAAAGACUUUAGGGAUGGGCUGUUUUGCAGAUGCCACACACCACGUGUUCCCAGCUCUAAGAGGCCUGUUUGUCCCCAUUUUGCCACCUCUGGAUUCAGGACACGCCUGGCUGCAUUGUCUCCUUGUCUGCAUAAAAACUUGUGGGACAGAAGCCGCUGGCAGAUGUUGGUGGGGACCCUCACAACGCCCCCAAUUCAGGCCCCUGAGGCCACAGGAAAGGAUGUGGCACAAGGAGGCCAACCGUGCGGUCCUGCUUGGAGCGGUGACUGGGAAGACAGACGUACCCUGAAGAAGCACAGAGGAAUCGAGACCAAUUGUUUUUGCCUUAUUUUCCUAGUUAAGUAUACAAAGGAGUGAUAUUAAUAAAAACCUAUGUCUAAAUAAGUAAAAACUACUCUUUUGACAGGUACGAAAUGAAAACUCUGUGUUGAGAGCAGCUUUCUAGUUUGGGGGACAAUCUUGAUCUCUCUUAGCUGAAUGGGAGUCUUUGAUUCUAUGAAGGGCCAGACGCAUUGCUGGUGGGUGGGUUGGCACAGUCCACUGCAAGCCUUCAUCAAUGGCACUGGUGCCGCCGCUGCCGCAGGGAGGAGAGGGCUGCUCUGCGGAUUGACCGGUUGGAGGCAGGUGCAGGUUCCAGAGACCCCCAUGCUCCCCAGUGCUUGGGAGGCGCUGUGGUUUGACUUGAAUGCUGCUGUGGAGUUAUUGGUGGCUCCCCCAAGCAUAGUUCCCAAAUGAACUGAGGUUUGAUGUUGUUUUAGGUACCAUACGUGUUAUUUUCUCAAAAAUAUGUCCUGGAACGUCCCUGCCUCCGAUAGCUUUCUUUGGGGACAUGAGUUCCCUGGUAUGUGGGUGGCAACACUGCCCCCUGCUGGUGUUGGGCAGCAUCAUCAGGCACCCGGGCAAAGGCUCCAGCCUCAGCCUCGGCCGUAGGUCACAGCCGAUUGGACACAGAACCUGAGAUUUUCCUACAAAGUUUAAGAUUUGAACUGAACACCAUCCAGAGGUGUGAUCCUAAAGCAAUGGCGACAUUGCUACUAGGUUCAACAGAACUUACUUUUUCCCUACUGCUCACCAGGUAUUAAAUAUUUAGUGACAUUUCUGUUACCUGGCAUUGUAAUUAUUUCAAAUGAAUUCUUGUGUUCUAUAUUGUUUCGUUUUUAUUGGACUAUGUUUUUCUUUACACGUAUUGUGGAUACCUUUGUAAAGACUCAUCCAAAUUUAUUUUUUUGCUCCAUAUUUUGUACGAAUUUUUAGUAAUGCAUUUGCCUUGUCAGUAUGAAUCUUAUAUAAAUUUAUUCUAAUUCAUUUCAUAUUGUGGCUUGCUUUCUAUUUACUGGCAUUUCCUGAAAUACAAUGUCUAUAUUUGCUUUUAUAUGAUAUGUGAAGUACUUGUAAAUUUACAAGUAAAUUUAUUGUGUU